This is a messenger RNA of Closterium sp. Naga37s-1, 603 nucleotides long. The record is from the annotation of a GenBank genome assembly. NCBI's taxonomy places the organism in Eukaryota, Viridiplantae, Streptophyta, Zygnematophyceae, Desmidiales, Closteriaceae.
AUGAUUGGAUUUUACUCAGACGUUACUCAUGUGUUACUCCUUACUACCUCUGGUAUUACUCACUGCUACCUCAGCAGCAUAAUCAUCACCUCCUGCACCUGCCAACUGCUCUCCCCUUCCCCUGUGCUUCCACUCCUCCUGUGCUUCCCCUCCUCCUGUGCUUCCUCCCCUGUGCUUCCCCUACCUUGUGAUUCCCCUCCCCCUGUGAUUCCCCUCCCAUGUGCUUCCCCUCCCCCUGUGCUUCCCCUCUCCAUGUGCUUCCCCUCUCCUUGUGCUUCCCCUCCCUCUGUGCUUCCCCUCUCCUUGUCCUCCCCCCCCCCCCCCCCCUGUGCUUCCCCUCUCCGUGUGCUUCCCCUCUCCCUGUGCUUCCCCUCCCCUUGUCCUUCCCCUCCCCUUAUGCUUCCCCUCUCCAUGGGCUUCCCUUCCCCAUGUGCUUCCCCUCCCCUUGUGCUUCUCCUCCCCCUGUGCUUCCCCUUCUUCUAUGCUUCGCCUCUCUCCCUGUGCUUCACCUCCUUGUAUGCUUCCCCCUGCUCUUUUCUUCCCCUCCCCUUGUGCUUCCCCACCCCUUAUGAUUUCCCUCUCCCUGUGCUUCCUCUCCCCUGA